This is a messenger RNA of Aspergillus welwitschiae, 801 nucleotides long. RefSeq lists its product as uncharacterized. The record is from RefSeq and is a predicted model, not a curated record. Lineage: Eukaryota; Fungi; Ascomycota; Eurotiomycetes; Eurotiales; Aspergillaceae. Bases 1 to 801 code for a protein of 266 amino acids. The transcript has a single exon.
AUGCACCCAGCUGCCGUCUCUUUCAAACUCCCCACUCUACCCAAAGCCUCACAAAAACCCGAUGAAGAUGAAGAAGAGUACAACGAGGGCCUACUUGCUGCCAGGGAGAGUUCCGACUUGGCCACGGCUUCUUUGGCACUUGGACGCCUCUCUUCCGACAAGCGACAUUGCACGAGCACUUCCUCGAGGCUACUGAAACGCAUAGGACUGUUAUCUUUCUACCUAGUCAUCUUGCUUCUUGCGCUAAACGGUUUCUACCACCUGGUAAGACCGUAUAGUGGGACGGUAGCGCAAUACGUCCACUGGCCCGGAAGCCUAUCCCAAGAUGAUUUGUCCUGCUCCUGCGGCGAUUCUAUAGCUGAAGCCUUGACUCGUUCGUGCCGCUAUGACACCCUCUCCGCAGCCUGGCUACCACCACACUGCCGGGACGACGAAUUGACUGCACGAUUCGACGCCGCAGGCCCAGGUGAUGGUGGGGCCUGGACAUACUACGCAGAUCAAUCGGGAAAUUCUACAAUGACACUGGCGGAGAUCGCUCAAUUGCCGGGAAAUGACACCCAUGAGUUUUUCUACAUGACCUACCGUUGGCACGUGUUCCAUUGUAGCUUUUAUUGGCGGAAGCUACACCGCAUGGUGCAUGGAGUAGAAGGAGCAGCGAAGAGGAUUGAGUAUCGGUCUGACAGCGAGUCUCAUAUCGACCAUUGUGAGGGGAUAUUUACGCUCAAUUAUCCACUGGACGCUAUUGCGACGGGGAGUGGUGUGAGUUUAAACGCCGAUAGGAUUCCCAACAUUCAUGAAUGA